Messenger RNA from Thlaspi arvense, 480 nucleotides. Lineage: Eukaryota; Viridiplantae; Streptophyta; Magnoliopsida; Brassicales; Brassicaceae. The record is from the annotation of a GenBank genome assembly.
AUGGCUUUAGUCAAUGGUUGGAUAUUCAAUGUGCUGGAGCUUGGUAUAGUAGAUCUUGAUCUAUACGUCUCUCCGGACUAUGAUUAUCAACUGCUUUCUAAGGUUUUGAUGAGCAAGACAUUGGUUAGGCUGAGAGUAGAAGGUAUAGAUUACCUCAACACUGAUGUGGGAGAUUUUUCUCUUCCAAAGCUUAAGACCUUGUAUCUUGAUGAUGUUGCACUCGAACAAGUGAUAUUACACUAUGAUACUCCAUUUGACGAUGAUGUGAGUACAGUAUCAACUGCACUUCAGAUGCUUGAAAAAGUAGCCUCAACCAAAUGCAAGAUUCAAGUAAUCUCUGAUAACGCUUUUCAUCUACGGUGCACUCUUUGUCAUUGCAAAAUGGACUCGUCUUCAUCAAAACCACCUUUCCGGUCUGAAGAUUGUACUCUGCCAUCUCAGAGAAGUUUAGCAAAGCUUUGGUUGUUAGUUUUGGCUUAA